CAAAUCAUCAUUUGACAUGUUUCUUGUGUCACUCUGUCCUUGACACCACCUCAACAGCCCUUCACUGGCUUUCUCGUCGUCAUUCGUUUCGUUAUCACAACGCAUUCGUCUCCCGCCCAGCUUCCUGCCCCGCCCACUGGUCGUCGUAAGGAUCAGCACCAUCGUCACUCUGAGAAAGCAGGAAACCCCUUUUGGUUCCCUCCCACGCCGUGUUGCGUGCUGACGGGUGCCUUUUUCCUCAAUACUUUCGACAAUUCCCACGCUCUUGACGAGAGGGGGGCAACUUGAUCAUCCAUCUUUCAACAUGGGGGAACCUCACGAGACAAAGCGGCGAUUCGCCCCUGUGCCCAUCGAGACCACAUUCCAAUCGAACCGCGCGACACAACGAGUUGGCCCUACCGCAGAGCUCACUCCUGAGGCCUCGCCCGUCUCGGCUACCCCUCCCACCCGCGAGUUUGGUGGCGAGCGUCGUCGGUUCGCUCCCCAGCUUAUCGAAACAUCACGUCGAGCGUAUCGUGUCGGUGACGCGGGACCAGCGACCAAGCCUACCGACAAGACCGACAUUACACCUUAUACCAAGAAUAUCUAUAAUGCGACAAAGCCCAGGGGCCGGAGGAGGCUCGACUCGAUCAACAGCGAUGGCCCGUCCCUGUGGACCAUGCCUCCCACACGGCGCGAGACAGAAGACCCCGCCGUUAAGAACUAUCUCCUCGAGCUCGCGGCCAAGGAAGCAGAUCGGCAAAUUCAGGAGGCUGCGUUGGCAGCCUUUCCCAACAGCCGUGCACGUGAAGGUGGCGUGGCUCAUUUCUACUAUCGCGAGAGCUCUGGCAGCGAUGAAUCGCCAGAGGAAGCAGGCCUGCCAGCCUCGGAGCCAGCCAGGGACCACCCAAGCCGGUCGCGACGCAAGUCGUCAAAUCUCGGGAUGACCUGGUGGCAUAAGCACAUGCAGGAUCAUUACAAACAAAAGGGGCUGGACCGUGGUGACGAGGAAGCUGUAGUAGACACAGACGACAAGGAUGUCAGAAUGGUGUCCGAUGCUGAGCUCGACAACAUGGAGUUCACCAUGCCGCCCGAUGCAUUGUGGACGACGAGUGGCAAGGCAUCACCGGUGACUAGGAGGGAUUCGGGCGAGGUUGCGGCGGCUCGUGCCGCCGCCGACGCGGCUCUGGGUGCGAGGAAUGAAGAUGCCGUGAUGAGAGAUGCGCCCCCACCGGUGAUCACCAAAGCUCCGGAGCUGCCGUAUCCCAAGUCGGCCUUUAAUAAACCCGCAGCACAACCUGCGCAGAGUGUUGGACGACCGUUUGGACAAUUUGCAUACAAGCCUGAUGCGUCGCAGCUCGCCAAAGCUAGCCAGCUCCAGUCGCCACCCAUGCUGGGCAAGGACAUUCGGUUCAGGAGGUGCCCGUCACCAAAGCUCACCAAAUUGGAGCCCAAUCAUCCUUUCUUUCAUGAUCCCGAUGAGUCGGGGAACCGAGAUACGUCUGGAAAGGGCGGUCUAUGGAACGGCUACUGCUUCAAUUCUGGACGUGAUGCGCCGAGGCCGGCACACCAAACUGGCCCGCGCAUGCUCGCGACUCCGGCCGUUCCGGGCUCGCCGGCUGAGCCUGCCGACGCCGACUCAAGGUCAAUUAGCGAAGAGCCCGCAUCCCUAUUUUCGACUGCUGGUUCUUCCAUUGACACGGCGAGCUCUGCUGAGUAUCGACUCAAAAAUGGUCAAGUCCAGGGUCUGCAUAGCGUCGACGAGCGACUGCGCCUGGAGAAGGCCGAGGCCGAGCGCAAUGAGAAGAUUGCGCAAGAGUUCAACGACGAGUUCAUAACGCAAGUAUUCAACUAUCUCUCGCUCGGGUACCCAGCAACAGCCUGUGUCUUUGACGAAGAGCUUGCCAAGGUCAGCCACACCUCGAUAGACGAACUGCGCUCUCAGGACGAGCAGCAGAACGCCAAGGGUCACAUGUUAGAGCUCCAAAUCGGCGAUACAAAGGAGGAGGAUAGAUGCCCGAGGUGGCGGGCUCUGAAGACGUAUAUUCUCGAGUGGGCAAGGCAGCACCCCAACCUGGACAACCUCGACCCCCUGGCGUGGGGUGUCCGUGAGAGAAGGGGCAGUUGGGCCUUCUGAGCUAUAUCGUACACUCAUGCUUACACCAUUGCAUUUCAGCCGGCGAGAUUUCGACCUUGUUUGCGUCCUGUUUUCUAUUUCAUGGUUGGCGUUCACCUGCACGGCGCAUUGUUGCUUGGCCCAAGGCCUCACAUUUGAAGAGGUGGGACGGGAGAGACUUGGCAUCAGCGAGGAUCUCUCGCGGGAAGGAAAAAGACAG
Molecule: messenger RNA, 2315 nt
Organism: Emericellopsis atlantica
Lineage: Eukaryota; Fungi; Ascomycota; Sordariomycetes; Hypocreales; Bionectriaceae
Exons: 1
Coding region: 305-2116 (603 amino acids)
Source: RefSeq, a predicted model, not a curated record